UGCGCGUAGGUGAUCGAAAUAUGGCGGCCCAAGUCUGACGAAAACUAUUGAGAUCUGCCCAUAUUUCGACAAAAAUAGCUAAGGACUGUUUGGCGUUGAGGAGGUCGAGAAAUCAGUCACACAUCAUCUGGGUUGUGCAGCCAAUCAAUGGUCAACAUGGGCAGGACCCCGCUCAAAGAUCAGAAAGAGAGUAAAAAGGAGAAACCAGGAAAGAGUACUCCUGCCGCGAGCCCUCCACCUGUUAAAGUCCCAGAGUCUUCCUUCACCUGGGAGGAGUACCUGAAGGAAACCAACUCCGUUCCAGCACCCCCAAGUUGCUUCAGACAGUCCAGGAUUCCCCCGAGUAAUGACUUCAAGGCGGGCAUGAAGCUGGAGGCACGCGACCCGCGCAACUCCACCUCCGUCUGCAUCGCCACGGUGAUGGGUAUGACGGGCACGCGGCUCCGUCUGCGCCUGGACGGCAGCGACAACACCAACGACUUCUGGCGCCUGGUGGACUCGUCCGACAUCCAGCCCAUCGGCACCUGCGAGAAGAACGGCGACAUGCUGCAGCCGCCACUCGGAUUCAGAAUGAAUGCCUCUUCAUGGCCCAUGUUCCUCCUAAGAACCUUAAAUGGAGCAGAGAUGGCUCCAGCCACAGCCUUCAAAAAGGAACCUCCAAAGCCGACCCAAAACGCCUUUAAGGCCGGGAUGAAACUGGAAGCUGUGGACAAGAAGAACCCCUAUCUUAUCUGCCCGGCCACUAUCGGGGAGGUCAAGGGAGAGGAGGUCUUCAUCAUGUUCGAUGGGUGGCGUGGCGCUUUCGACUACUGGUGCCGAUACGACUCGCGAGACAUUUUCCCUGUUGGAUGGUGCGCACUCACAAAACACAGUCUGCAACCGCCUGGCAAUAGUGUGACCCCUCAAAAGCAGCCCAUCCCCUCUGCAUCACCCGCCAAGCCACCUCGCCGCUCCAUGCAGACGUCUCUGUACCGGCUGCCCAACCCGCUGCCACCCUUGCCAGUGCGCAAGGGGGUGCGCGGGCGCCGGCCCAAGAGCGAGACCAUCGCCCUGCUGAAGGCAGUAGCCGCUGCCGCUGCGGCACAAAAUGGACAGCAGGAUGGGGACAUCAAAAUCCCUAUCACCCCUCAGCUGGCGCCCCGACCCCAUAAAAAGAGAGGCCCCAAGCCGGGCAGCAAGCGGAAGCCCAAGAUCCUCCACACCACCUUGUCGACGUCCACAGCUGAUUCCAGGUUCCCUGGUGGUCCGAUGUCCCAGGAUGGCCUGAACCUGGGGUCAGGACCUUCCGUGGUCUCCACAGUGUGCGUGUACGUCAACAAGCACGGCAACUGCGGGUCGCACCUGGACAGGAAGCAGGUCCAGCGGCUGCCUGACCACUUCGGGCCCGGCCCGGUCAACGUGAUCAUGCAGCAGGCGGUGCAGGCGUGCGUGGACUGCGCCUACCAGCCCAAAGUGCUGCUGGGAUGCCUGCAGGGCCACUCGGACGGAGAGGAGGUGGUCAAAGUUAGGACAGACGGAGGCACCCGCACUGUGAAGCUACCCACGGCCUCUAGCGCCUCCUAUGUGCUGCGCUUCAUGGAGAUGGUUUGCCGCCACCUGCAGUGUGACAACCUCUUCAGCAGCCAGCCCUUCAACCCCUACGCAGCCGCCGCCUACGACCGCAGCAAGUCAGUCAAAGAGGAGAUGUCUGAGGCACCGUCGUUAAACCGGCCCGGCAAGCGCAUCUCCAGAGACUCCCCUCCCUACGCAGCUCCUCUCUCCCCCAAGCUACUGCGCACAGAGGCCCACCCAUCAGAAGCAGCCAGUUCCACCACGGGGCCUGAGCCCCAGACGGGGGACAGGGAGGCCCCCCGGGGGUCCCACCGGAGCCCGUCCACCUGGUCCAUAGAGGAGGUCAUGCAGUUUGUGUGCAACGCUGACCCCACAGCACUGGCACCGCACGCUGAGCUCUUCAGGAAGCAUGAGAUUGACGGGAAGGCGCUGAUGCUGUUGCGGAGCGACAUGGUGAUGAAGUACAUGGGCCUGAAGCUGGGCCCGGCGCUGAAGCUCUGCCACCACAUCGAGAGACUGAAGCAAGGGAAGCACUAAAUCCCCCCCCCCCCCUCUCCCCCCUCCUCCCCGCCCCACCCCGCUGACAGACUGGACGAAAGAGGCAAUAUACAAAGAAACUGCAGCAGACUGCGAUAGACUUGAAACCGGAGGGGUGUGUGCGUGGGGGGUGAGCGGGG
Messenger RNA from Alosa alosa (allis shad), 2228 nucleotides. Its product is annotated as polycomb protein SCMH1-like. The transcript is spliced from 14 exons. Gene Ontology annotation, biological process: regulation of DNA-templated transcription. Gene Ontology annotation, molecular function: protein binding. Gene Ontology annotation, cellular component: nucleus. The record is from RefSeq and is a predicted model, not a curated record. The coding region runs from base 148 to 2088 and encodes 646 amino acids. Lineage: Eukaryota; Metazoa; Chordata; Actinopteri; Clupeiformes; Clupeidae.